Molecule: messenger RNA, 1032 nt
Organism: Protopterus annectens (West African lungfish)
Lineage: Eukaryota; Metazoa; Chordata; Ceratodontiformes; Protopteridae
Product: trace amine-associated receptor 4-like
Exons: 1
Coding region: 1-1032 (343 amino acids)
Biological process (GO): G protein-coupled receptor signaling pathway
Cellular component (GO): membrane
Molecular function (GO): trace-amine receptor activity
Source: RefSeq, a predicted model, not a curated record
AUGAAUAUACCUGAAAACGUGAGUGUAGAAGAGACCAGAUAUUGUUUCCCAUUGGUAAAUGCAUCUUGUCCUAAACAUAGUUACUCAGGAACUGUUGUAGCUGGUAUGUGUUUUUUCAUGAUUUGCUCCACACUGAUUACAGUUAGUGGCAACCUAAUAGUUAUUAUUUCAAUAUCGCAUUUCAAAUGCCUUCACUCACAAACCAAUAUUUUGGUAUGCUCUCUGGCUGUUGCAGAUCUUCUUUUAGGCUUUCUUGUCAUGCCUUAUAGCACAAUAAGGACUGUUACAAAUUGUUGGUACUUUGGGAGUUUACCUUGCAAAAUACACUCUGGUAUUGAUGGAACUCUUUCUGUUGCAUCUGCCUUUCACAUCUUCUUCAUUUCUAUUGAUCGCUACUAUGCUGUCUGUCACCCUCUGCAUUACUCCAACAAAAUAACAUUCUCAGUUACAAUGAUGUUUAUUGGGAUAAGCUGGGCUACAGCAAUUACUUACGUAUUUUAUGUUACUUUCUCUGAAGUAAACUUAGUAGGAAUUGAAGACUAUGUCACCUUAAUUUCUUGUGAAGGAUUUUGUAGUGUUGUAUUUAAUAAAGUUUUGGGAGUUACAACCUUUACUUUUGCAUAUUUUAUUCCUUGUACUGUCAUGACAGUUAUGUACAUCAGGAUUUUUAUUGUAGCAAAACGCCAUGCUCAGUUUAUUAACAACGUGACAGAAAAAAGUAAGUCAUUAGAAAUGGGACAAAAAAUAUCUAGCGUGAAGGAAAGAAAAGCAGCAAAGACAUUAUGUGUCAUCAUGGUAACAUUUGUGGUCUGCUGGACUCCUUUUUAUUGCACAUUUGCCAUUGAUCCUUUCUUAAAUUAUACUAUACCUGCAAAUGCAUAUGAUGUAUUAGUAUGGAUAGCAUAUAUGAAUUCUUCCCUUGACCCUAUAAUUUAUGGUCUCUACUAUUUAUGGUUUAGAAAAGCUCUUGUCAUUUUGUUCUCUGGGAAAAUAUUUCAUCCAGGCUCCUCUGACAUUAAUAUUAUUACAUAA